CUGUUAAAAAAAAAAAAACCGCAAGAUGGAAGUUUUGAAUAAUUGAUCAUGCAGUACAUAAAGAAACUUCACCGAGAAAGAUACUGUUUGAAAGAGUUUGCUAAUUAGUGCAGUUUCUUUUAUACACGAUGCCUCCGAAGCUGACGGGAGAGCAAUCUAGGGCUUGGGCUCUCUGUCUGUUCGUUAUGUUGCUCUGGUCAUCUGUGCUGGGAGUGGACGAUUCUGCAUAUCUGCCAGUACUAAAGACGAAGAUCGUAGGACCAAUAGACCCCACUCCUACUCCGUUACCAGCGACCGAGCAAGCCAUGUGGGGCCUGCGAAUGUGGCAAGUCCUAGGCUUACUUUUGACAGGCACCGUUGUCAUGGUUGUCAUUUGCUGUUGCCUUUGUGAUUGUCGUGUCCCGAAAAAGAAAAAAUUCGACCAGCAACCGCAGCUUGGAUACGAAGAUGAUAGCGACGAAUCGGCGAGUCCUCGGAAACAGUCGAUAAUCAGUCGAGAUUCUUCAUUCAGUAACGCAGGUCAUGACAGGAAGCACAAUAAAGAAUUUUCAGUUUCUGAUGCUAGCAACCAUUGACUGAUUUCGAAAAAAACAUUAUUCGCAUAGAAGAAAACAACAUUGAACUAACUUUUGUAUGAAAGAUCCGUCACAAAUGUCAGGGUGGUAAAGAGGGAAGGAUCACGUUUCACGAACCCGAAAAAUGUAUACGACAAUACAUAUCUAUCUAUUUUGGAAAGGUCACAUGAUUCUCUAUUCAACACACAACAAAACUAAAUCUCGAUUCACGGAGACUUGAAACUUCUAAAUCACGUUUCACGGGAGAGUUAAAUCACGUUUCACGGACGUCAAAAUGGACGAUUUCACGUUUCUCGACAGUCAAAAAUGGCCAAAUCUCGUUUCACGAAUAAAACCUUUACCGCCCUGAAAUUUAUGAAUUCACACAAUGGUGGCUUUCACUCGCCUUACCAAAGCCACUAGUGUAGAGAAUAACUUAUCCAACAUCGCCCGAAUCUCGAAGCCGGUAUCACAGUGAUAAGGAUGAAAAGAAACUGCGUUUUUAAAGCUUCCAAUCCAUAUGCGAAUUUGUGUGGGUUUGGAUCAGAAUGAUUUUAAAGACUCGUCACAAAAUGCAAGCGUUAGCACUAAGAAUUGCACACUUACAAUAAUGGCGGCUCUCUUGUUCACUAAACCAUGUAGCGACUAAAUUAAUCAAACUUCGCGCGCAUUUUUAAAAACUUGUCAAGAUAAUUCGCAUUAUUAAAAAAACUACGUUUGCUGAGCUUUCAAUCCA
This is a messenger RNA of Nematostella vectensis (starlet sea anemone), 1290 nucleotides long. RefSeq names its product transmembrane inner ear expressed protein. The transcript has 3 exons. The record is from RefSeq and is a predicted model, not a curated record. NCBI's taxonomy places the organism in Eukaryota, Metazoa, Cnidaria, Anthozoa, Actiniaria, Edwardsiidae. The coding region runs from base 129 to 575 and encodes 148 amino acids.